AUGGCAGCUCUUUAUGCGCUUUUUAAUUGUUUACACACUUACACACCUACAAUUGUUGGUUUAUUAUUUUUAAAAAAAUCAGCACUGGACUCACAGUCUGAAGAACAUGGUACUGAAGAAAAACUUGACAACAAAGAACAUAGGAAUUUCUCAAUGCAAAAACUGUUUAAUAAUUUAGGAAAGAGAGCCUAA
Molecule: messenger RNA, 192 nt
Organism: Dentiscutata erythropus
Lineage: Eukaryota; Fungi; Glomeromycota; Glomeromycetes; Diversisporales; Gigasporaceae
Source: the annotation of a GenBank genome assembly